AGGGCACCAUGGAUAGUAGCAUCCACUUGAGCAGUCUGCUGAGUAGGCAUGAUGACGAAGCCACAAGGACGUCGACCUCGGAAGGGCUGGAGGAAGGUGAGGUGGAGGGAGAGACUCUGCUGAUUGUGGAAUCAGAGGAUCAGGCAUCGGUGGACUUAUCUCACGACCAGAGUGGGGAUUCCCUCAACAGUGAUGAGGGAGAUGUGUCCUGGAUGGAGGAGCAGCUGUCGUACUUCUGUGACAAGUGCCAGAAAUGGAUCCCAGCCAGUCAGCUGAGGGAACAGCUCAGUUAUCUUAAGGGCGAUAACUUUUUCAGGUUUACUUGUUCCGAUUGCUCUGCAGAUGGCAAGGAGCAGUCCGAGAGGCUGAAGCUGACAUGGCAGCAAGUGGUAAUGUUGGCAAUGUACAACUUGUCUCUGGAAGGAAGUGGACGUCAAGGCUAUUUCCGGUGGAAAGAAGAUAUUUGUGCUUUUAUUGAGAAACACUGGACCUUUUUACUAGGAAACAGGAAAAAGACUUCGACGUGGUGGAGCACGGUAGCAGGCUGCCUCAGCGUGGGAAGUCCUGUUUAUUUCCGAUCAGGUGCUCAGGAAUUUGGAGAGCCUGGGUGGUGGAAACUUGUGCAUAACAGGCCCCCAACAAUGAGACCCGAGGGAGAGAAGCUGUCCGCCUCCACAUUGAAAGUGAAAGCUUCAAAACCAAUGAUGGAUCCUAUCAUAACUGUUGAGGGACUCCGGAAAAGGGCAAGCCGGAAUCCUGUGGAAUCUGCCAUGGAAUUGAAGGAGAAGCGGUCCCGAACACAGGAAGCUAAAGACAUCAGAAGAGCGCAGAAGGAAGCUGCUGGCCUCCUGGACAGGAGCACCUCUUCUACCCCUGUCAAGUUCAUCAGCAGAGGCCGUAGGCCAGACAUGAUUCUGGAGAAAGGAGAAGUGAUUGACUUUUCGUCCCUUAGCUCCUCAGACCGCACCCCGCUCACAAGCCCGUCUCCUUCUCCCUCUCUGGAUUUCUCUGCCCCUGGGACACCCGCCUCACAUUCAGCCACACCGAGCUUGCUUUCUGAGGCAGACCUCAUCCCUGACGUGAUGCCACCCCAAGCCUUGUUUCAUGAUGAUGAUGAGCUGGAAGGAGAUGGAGUUAUAGACCCAGGGAUGGAGUACAUCCCACCUCCAGCUGGCUCGGCGGCUUCUGGGCUGGUCGGGAGCAGAAAGAAGGUCAGAGCUCCCGAGCAGAUAAAACAGGAGGUGGACAGCGAGGAGGAGAAGCCAGACAGGAUGGAUGGAGAUAGCGAAGACACAGAUUCGAACACUUCUUUGCACACUAGGGCUCGAGAAAAGAGGAAGCCACCCCUGGAGAAGGAUGUGAAGCCCAAGGGGCCCAGGUAUACACCUGUAAGCAUCUACGAGGAGAAGCUGCUGCUCAAGAGGCUGGAGGCGUGCCCCAGUGCAGUGGCCAUGACCCCAGAAGCGCGGAGGCUGAAGCGGAAACUGAUUGUCAGGCAAGCGAAGAGGGAGCGAGGUUUACCCCUGUUCGACUUGGAUGAGGUUGUGAACGCUGCACUUCUGUUGGUUGAUGGGAUGUAUGGAGCCAAGGAUGGAGGCGCGUCCCGGCUCCCAUCUGGACAAGCUACAUACCGGACCACCUGCCAGGACUUCAGGAUCCUGGACCGGUACCAGACAGCCUUGCCAACCAGGAAAGGAUUCCGGCACCAGACCACUAGGUUUUUGUAUCGUUUGGUGGGCUCAGAAGAUCUGGCUGUGGAUCAAAGUAUUGUCAGCCCUUAUACUUCUCGGAUCUUGAAGCCGUUUAUCAGGCGUGAUUAUGAGACCAAGCCACCCAAACUACAGCUCCUGUCACAGAUUCGUUCCCACGUGCACAGGAGUGACCCUUACUGGACAGCUGAGCCUGAUGCGCCUCUCGAUUACUGCUACGUCCGACCACACCACAUCCCAACGAUCAACUCCAUGUGUCAGGAGUUUUUCUGGCCUGGCAUUGACCUCUCUGAGUGUCUGCAGUACCCAGACUUCAGUGUCGUAGUCCUUUAUAAAAAGCUCAUUGUUGCCUUCGGCUUCAUGGUUCCAGACGUGAAGUACAACGAAGCUUAUAUCUCAUUUCUUCUUGUUCAUCCGGAAUGGAGAAGAGCGGGGAUUGCCACAUUCAUGAUCUAUCAUCUGAUUCAGACAUGCAUGGGCAAGGAUGUGACGCUUCACGUCUCCGCAAGCAACCCUGCCAUGCUGCUAUAUCAGAAGUUCGGCUUCAAGACUGAGGAGUAUGUUCUGGAUUUCUAUGAUAAGUAUUACCCACUGGAAAGUGCAGCGUGUAAGCAUGCAUUCUUCCUGCGGCUCCGACGCUGAGGUGAACCCAGUUCUUCCCAGAGGACCGUGGAUGCUGUCAGAGAAUGGGCCUUCAGGAGCAGUGCGGGCCCUGCUGUCCUGUGAGUGAUAGCCUCCACAUGGCCCAGCUACCUGAGUGGAAGCCAUGCGCAGUGGAACAAGUAGGCAGCUUUUCCAUCCAGAAACCCUCCAGCCCGUCCUGGAGUGGCUUUCCAGCAGCAUCCUGGACUCCGCUGUUAGCCAGCAGCAAGUGACUCUGCCAUCCUCUUUCCACACAGUAAUGAAUGAGCACACAAGAGCUUCUGAACUGAAGUGUUUGCCCGAGGGCCUGCUUGUCCUGUGUUAGCACUCAAGAAAUGUGAAAGGUGUUGAAGAUCCGCAGUGCCCACACAGCCCUCUGCUGUCCUAGGAAGAGAGAUUAUAAGGUGUGAGGACUGAAUCCAGCCCUGUUCCUAGCCUGUGGUGUGCUGUCAUUGAAUUCCAGAGGACUCAUGGGACACUGAAGCCCUUUUGUCUCUUGCUGACUUUGGUCCCAGUCAGGAACAGUGUACUCAGUGUCCUUCUCCAUGCUGCUUUACCUGAUCUACCUGUCAGCAUCUCCUUGCAGGGAGAGUGACCUGGUACAAGGAGUUCACUCUGGGAAGUAGCUUCAGUUGUUCCAUGCCUUCCCUGGCCCUUCCGGUGCUCGGGACAGUUGCUCCACCAGAAUGGAGGAGCGGGGUGGCGCAGGCAGAGCUGGAAGCCCUGUCUGCAGAAUGAAGCUGCUUCCUGUGUUGCAGAGGUUGGAAGUGGACCCAGUGAGUGCAUUUCUAAAAGCAUCAGAUACUCUCAAAUAAAAAUCUUUUAUCCUGUAACAGCUCACAGCCAAGGCUUCUGCCCAGUUGUUUGCACUCAGCUUGUGUCUGAUGAGGAGCAGAGGCUUCUUUCUUGCUCUGUGGCCUUUGGGUUGGUUUGAGAAUCCAGAAGGAGCUGAAUGCUUUCUAGUACACUGGCCUGCAUAUCUAAACCUUUACCCUGUGGCACACUGUUUGGAUCCUCUGCUCACAGGCUCCAUCUGCAGCUCGAAUCCCUGCGUUGAUGGGAAUGUUGCUCUGUCACUUUGAGAAUCUCUGUUUGUUUGAGAAUUCAGAGCAGCACCAUCUAGCGUCUUUUUGUUUUCUUCCUUCCUCCCAAGCACCUCCGGCCUUUUAAAGGUUUCUGUUGAUGAUGGCUCAUAAGUCCUGGCCAAGUCACUUUUCUGUUGCUCUGAUGAGACACAGUGACCAAGGCAACUAGUAGAAGAGUUUAUUGGGCUUACAGUUCCAGGGUUUAGAGUCCACAACCAUCAUGGGAAGGAACAUGAUGGCAGCAGGCAGACACAGCACUGAAACAGAGCUGAGAUUCAUGCCUUGACACACAAGCAUGAAGCAGAGAGAAAGCUAACUGGGGUGGCAUGGGCUUUUGACGUCUCAUGGUAGCACACCUCCUCCAACAAGCCGACACUUCCACCAACUGGGGAACAACGAGUCAAAUAUGUGAGCUGAUGGGGCCACUCAUCAGCCCCAUGAAGUAAAAUUGAGGAAGCCACAUGUCCCAAACCUGGAGACCAGCUUGCAACUGUCUUAGGUGAAUGUCAAGCACGGGUGUGACAGAAUGGCUCAAGGGCACUGUCUCCAGCUCCCUGGUGCUGAGGAAGGCUAUGAUUGCUUUAAUUCUAUUCCACAUCUGUUUUAAGGUCUUUACCUUUCUCUUUUAUACAGUGUAGCUUUAUCUUUGCCUGUUUUACAUAUUUCUAAAGAUGAUUUUUUAUGUGAUGAGUGUUAAAAGUAAAUGCCAGGUAAUGUGAUUGCGCCCUCACCACUUAUUCAGGUAGGUAUCCCUGACAAUUACAGAUGAUUUUUUAUCACCUCACAUUGAUGCUUACUGUCAAUCUGUAUUAGUCAGUGUUUGCAAAGGGAACAGAACUGAUGAGAUGAAUACACACAUAUAUGGCAGAAACAUUUAUCAAUUAUUAUUACAUAUAUCUAUAUCUAUGUAUAUAGAUCUAUGCACAUGUAUGUAAGAAGGGGCUGGAUUACUUAGACUGGCUUACAGAAUGUGAUCUGUGUAGUCCAGCAAUGGCUAUCAUGAUGUUUCGAAAGGCUGAGACUCUGGUAGUUCACUUCCAAAGGCUGGAUCACUUUGCAUUCCCUAUCUGGUGCUGGAGUGCUAGAUUUAUGGAGCGCUGCCAGUCUGUAUUGGAAUCCUGAAGAAGUUAGAUUUAACACUGGCCACAGCAACAGGAUAGACGAGCUGGCCAGCAAGAGUGAAGGCAAGCAGGCAAAAAGCCAAGCUUCGUUUUUUCAUGUCCUCCUACAUGGGCUGCCACCAUAAGUGAGAUCCAGAUUUAGGGUGGGUCCCCUUCAGAUAAUGUGAUGAAGAAAAUCCCUCACAGGAGCACCCAGCAGAGGCCCCCAGCAUCCUCAAGCUCACAAGGUUAGCCAUCACGUCUUGACACACACCCACUUCUUAUGUAAUGCUUAAUUUACAAAUGAAAACAAUAACCAGCUCAUAAUUCUGCCCCACGUGCAGCUGCAGAUAUAUCUUAUUUUAACAUAGGUGGCCAAGUCCUUUGAGGAAUACUUAGUCUUUUGAUUCUGAUUCAGAUUUACAGUACUUAAACACUGUUAUCUCAAUGUUACAUUAAAUGAUAAUAGACGAAAGAACACAAAUACCUGUUUAAUAUAUGUGUCUAUAUGCACAAACACAUUCUUAAC
Messenger RNA from Psammomys obesus (fat sand rat), 5065 nucleotides. RefSeq names its product lysine acetyltransferase 14 (gene Kat14). Bases 9 to 2351 code for a protein of 780 amino acids. Gene Ontology annotation, molecular function: acyltransferase activity, transferring groups other than amino-acyl groups. Lineage: Eukaryota; Metazoa; Chordata; Mammalia; Rodentia; Muridae. The record is from RefSeq and is a predicted model, not a curated record. The transcript has 10 exons.